Molecule: messenger RNA, 2059 nt
Organism: Dermatophagoides pteronyssinus (European house dust mite)
Lineage: Eukaryota; Metazoa; Arthropoda; Arachnida; Sarcoptiformes; Pyroglyphidae
Source: RefSeq, a predicted model, not a curated record
GCUGAAUAGUUCUAAAUGUUCAAGAAUGUUCUUACGUAUUCAUGAAUUUAGCUAUGGCCAAAUUAAACAAUUGGUCGAACGUAAAGAUGAUUAUCGUUUACGUUUAUUGUAUCGAUUUGAAAUGGCCAUCAUAAUCAUAUACAUUAUUCGUGUUAUGGCUAUUAUGUUGAUGCUUCAAUGGCCAGAUUUAUUUCCUAUAUAUCGAUAUGAUUAUUUUAGUGAUUUUAUAUGGAGAUAUCAUGAUAUUUAUAAUGAAUUUUUAUUAUUCAUAUUGAUUUUGGUACUUUUAAUUAUUGUUGUAGGUUUGCAUACAUUUUAUCUUUGUGAUAAACAAACAUUGGCGUUUCAAGUUCUUUACGAUAUAAUGGUCAUUAAUUUUGAAUAUUAUCAAAAAUGUGUUAUUAAAAAUCCAAUUAUCAUAAAGAAUGCGAUUGAAAUUCGACGACAAAAUUAUCUUCGAAAACGUAUGACUAUUAAAAAAACGAUCAUACCGUUAUUUAUAUAUAGUCGAUAUUGCUGGCUAAAAGCAUGGUUUGAUUCUUGGUUAGAAAUGGAAUCUUUUAGAUUAAAUAGAUCGAUGUUCAUUAGAAAUCCAAUGAAAUUAUUUUCAAAAGCACCAGUACGUGCAAGAGUAUAUCUUGUUCUUUUUAUGAUCAUACAAGAUGGUUUAAAUUUCAUUCUCCAUUUAAUUGCAAUGUUUUUAUCAAUUUACGUAAUAAGUAAUCUCAUUAAAGAAUUUUCUGAACAUUAUAUCGAAAGUAUUGGCACAUGGUUUAUCGUAAUUCUUGAUCUAAUUGUAUUACUUAAUGGAACAAUGAAUUUAUUGCAAUCAGGAUUAUUGACCAUAUUUGCGGCAUCAACAUCAUCAUUAGUCUAUUGUCUUUGUUUUAAUAAUUUGAAUAGGAAAUUUUAUUCAUUAAUACGAAAUAUUGGUGAAAAAGAAUAUUUUCCUCAUUUCAGUCUUUGGCAAUUACAGUUUAUUUGCUCCGAGCAUAAUCGUCUUACUGGUUUUAUAAUAUGCACAGAUCGUUUGAAAUGGAGUAUGGCAUUAUGUCAAUUCCUUAUGGUUGGCAUACCGAUGAAUGUAUGUUUUAUGUGCAUUCUAAUAUUUGGCCAUCCAAGUCAAAGUGAAAAACAGAUUUAUAUAUUCAUAACGGUAUUACAUGCAUUCAGUUCAAUUUUACCCACAGCAUCAUUAGCCCAUAUAUAUAAUUAUAUUGAACAUAUUCGAAAAUACAUUUCAAGAAGUAUUCCAUAUUUAGGACAUUUACGAUUGAAAUUAAAAUAUGAACAGCUUUAUGGUCAUCUUAUGUAUGGUAAUCUAUAUUGUUUUACAUUCGGUUAUAUUGGUCCUGUUACCUACACUACCCUUUCUCAGGUUUUGAAUCUUUCAACCAAAAUGUUCAUACGUAUUCAUGAAUUUAGUUAUGGCCAAAUUAAACAAUUGGUCGAACAUAAUGAUGAUUAUCGUUUACGUUUGUUGUAUCGAUUUGAAAUGGUCAUCAUAAUCAUAUACAUUAUUCGUAUCAUGGCAAUUAUGUUGAUGUUUAAAUGGCCGGAUUUAUUUCCUUUAUUUCGAUACGAUUAUUUCGGUGAUUUUAUAUGGAGAUAUCGUGAUAUUUAUGAUGAAUUUUUAUUAUUCCGUUUAUUAUUAGUAUUCAUACUCACUGUUGUAGGUUUGCAUACAUUUUAUCUUUGUGAUAAACAAACAUUAGCGUUUCAAAUUCUUUACGAUAUAAUGGUUAUCAAUUUUGAACAUUAUCGAAAAUGUCUUAUUAAAGAUCCAAUUAUCAUACGNCGACGACAAAAUUAUCUUCGAAAACGUAUGACUAUUAAAAAAACGAUCAUACCGUUAUUUAUAUAUAGUCGAUAUUGCUGGCUAAAAGCAUGGUUUGAUUCUUGGUUCGAAAUGGAAUCAUUUCGAUUGAAUCGAAGAAUGUUCAUCAAAAAUCCAAUGAAAUUAUUUACAAAAGCACCAGUGCGUGCAAGAGUUUAUCUUGCCUUUUACAUGAUCAUACAAGAUGGAAUCAAUUUUAUUAUUCAUUUAAUUUCAAGUUAG